AUGACCCCGUUCGUUAAGACUAUGAGAUGCGAACGAAAUGGUAUUCAUAGUGGAGCCUCGCUGAGCUUACCACUGGUACCCCGGGACCCUGCAACCUCCAACUUAGAUGCAACCUCUAAAUAUUAUCUAGAUUAUUAUCACGAAAAUAUUUGCAGACUCUUCAUCGUAUAUGACAGCGACAAGAACCCCUUCAGAAGCCUUAUAUCUCUUGCUCUAGAUGACCCCGUUCUCUUGAAAGCCUCUCUGGCCCUUGCAGCUCGUCAUAGAGCUAACGCAGACCGUUCUUUCUACCAGCUUGACGAACCCACACCCUCCCCCCUAGCUGACUCUCAUCGGGAUGCCCUGGCCUUCAAAUACCAGGCUGUGCAAGGGCUUUCACGUGCUUUGAACGAUACUACAUUGCAGAAGAAACACACCACGGUGGCGGCUGCAUUUCUCUUAAUAUUUCUGGACCUCCUAGAGUCGGGGAGCGACAAGUGGAACUUCCAUCUCGAAGGAGCCAAAAGCUUGAUUACACUAGAUCAGCCAUCCCCUGAUUCAAGCAUAGGGGUCAACCAAGGUCCCGGCCAAACUGUUCAGGAAAUUCGUGAUUUCAUCACGCGGCAAAUUUAUAUGAUUCAAACCCUCGGAGCGACCUUUGUACGACCAGGACUAUUGUCUCAAUUCGUUUCACCGGAUCGUCUAGAUCGACAGCCCUCGGAGAUUGUGGAACAGUCCUUCGUCGGAUGUCCCGAGUUUAUUCUGGAUGCAGUUCAGUACAUCUUGAGCCAGAGAGAUGCCAUCUCGGGCUUAGAGCCACUGGUGGAAACCGAGACUCAGCAUCGUGUGCAAGAAAUCUCGUCUGUGCUCGAGUCCAUUCAGGACUUUGAUUGUUAUCUUUGGGCUUCAAAUCUACCACGACCGCAAUCCCAUACGAGAGAUCUGAGCAACCUUUGUAUACUGUCCCAGUCGUGGAAAAUCAGUGCUCUCAUAUAUGGACGGCGUGUCCUUGAUAUACUUACGAACGACGUUUCCCCGCAGGAUGAGCUGGUGUGUGAGUUGAUUGGCUUGAUUGGUGCAUUGGAGGAUGAUGAAGUGUACAAGUGCAUCUUGUGGCCGAUCUUUGUUGCGGGCUUGGAAUGUCGAUGGCAAACCCAGCGAGAUUUUCUCGUUGGCUGUUUAGAGAAGUUCUGGGCCGCCACCAAAUGUUUCAACACGAUCAAUGCUGCUAAAAUCCUGCAGACAUAUUGGCAACAAGAGGGCCAGCAGGAGCCAUUUUCACCGCAGUGGAUAUUCAAUAUUGGAAAUCUAGGCCGGGACUGGCUCCUCGUCUAG
This is a messenger RNA of Aspergillus melleus, 1314 nucleotides long. RefSeq lists its product as uncharacterized. Gene Ontology annotation, cellular component: nucleus. Gene Ontology annotation, molecular function: transcription cis-regulatory region binding; DNA-binding transcription factor activity. Bases 1 to 1314 code for a protein of 437 amino acids. The transcript has 4 exons. Lineage: Eukaryota; Fungi; Ascomycota; Eurotiomycetes; Eurotiales; Aspergillaceae. The record is from RefSeq and is a predicted model, not a curated record. Gene Ontology annotation, biological process: positive regulation of transcription by RNA polymerase II.